Anastrepha obliqua is the source of this 938-nucleotide messenger RNA. It is a transcript of the gene Cpr49Aa, whose product is annotated as cuticular protein 47Eg. Bases 40 to 726 code for a protein of 228 amino acids. The transcript is spliced from 4 exons. The record is from RefSeq and is a predicted model, not a curated record. Gene Ontology annotation, molecular function: structural constituent of chitin-based larval cuticle. Lineage: Eukaryota; Metazoa; Arthropoda; Insecta; Diptera; Tephritidae. Gene Ontology annotation, cellular component: chitin-based extracellular matrix.
GCCGUAUCUGGUCAGAUAAACUCAAAUCAAAAAACCAAAAUGAAAUUCUUUAUUGUGUUCGCUUGCUUGUUCGCCAUUGUGUUGGCUAACGAAGACGCAGAAGUCUUGAAAAACGAAUCGGAAGUCAACCCAGAGGACUUCCACUAUAUACUCGAACUCGAUAACAGUAUCAAAGCCGAACAAGCGGGUAGCUUACAAGGUAAGGACACGUGGGUUGUGACCGGCCAAUAUGAACAUCUAACACCAGAGGGCAAAACUGUUAAAGUAGCUUACAAAGCUGAUGAGACUGGAUAUCAUCCACACGUCGAUACCAUUAGUUUCGUGAUUGCCUUGCUGCUUGAUAUAACUUUGGCGAGGCCUCAGGGUCCUACAUCAGAACCGAUACCCAUCAUACGACAAGAACAAGAGGUCAACUUCGAUGGUUCAUACAAGUAUUCUUAUGAGACCGGUAACGGCAUACAAGCAGAAGAGGAGGGAUAUUUGAAAAAUGCUGGCUCUGAAGCGGAGGGACAGUCAGCACAAGGCUCCUUCUCUUAUACUUCACCUGAAGGUGUGCCCAUACGCAUUACUUACCUAGCUGAUGAAAAUGGUUUCCAACCGCAAGGUGAUCAUCUACCCACACCACCACCAAUUCCGCCAGCUAUACAAAAGGCUCUUGCCUAUUUGGCCACCGCACCACCGCCACAGGAUCAAACCAACUCAUUUGCGGGCAACCGAAGGGGUUAGAGUUCAUGUGAUCAAAUAGCUGUGAAUUCAAAAUACCGAAAAUAAUACGAGUUAACAACAACACUCAACCAAGGGCGAAAGCAACUACACACACACACGUUUGCUAUUUUAUGGUGUUGAGAGAGAGCGGAACUGAGGGCGGAGAAAUGUAAAAUUGAGUGAUUGUUUAGAGAUUAUCAGAAUAAAACGCAAUUAUACUUACGAUUAGAUAA